AUGGCCUCGUGGAAGAUCACCAAGAAGUUAAAGGAGACCCAUCUGGGAUCUUGGUCGUCCAACUCCUCAAGGAACACAACGAAUGCUACACCAGAGAAGGAACAGGAAGAGCGACCGGAAAGCUAUGCGUCCGGCGAAGAUGAGAAGAUUACGGCGGAAGCUCUCACCCAAGCCCCCGUCAUCAAGACCUCGAAACCCGGUAUCCUGAUUGUUACUCUCCACGAAGGAAGGGGAUUCUCUUUACCCGAACAGUAUCGUCAUAUUUUUGCAUCUCACAGCCGAUCCACAAGCCAGGCUAGUAGCGUGUCUGGGUCUGUUAGGCCAUCGAACACUCGCCCCCAGACCUCUUCAUCUGGCCUCGGCGAUAUCCCGACGAACCAUGGACGAGUCUCCGGAAAAUACAUGCCAUAUGCCCUCCUCGAUUUCGAUAAGGUGCAGGUCUUUGUCAACUCGAUCGAUGGAAGCCCCGAGAAUCCUACCUGGGCAGGCUCCAACACACAGUACAAGUUCGAUGUGUCCCGCGUGACGCAGCUUACCGUUCAUCUAUAUAUCCGCAACCCAAGUGCACCCCCCAAGUCAGGAAGAAGCCAAGAUAUCUUCAUUGGUGCUCUUCGCGUUGAUGCCCUUGACACGGCCAACUUUGACCCUGAGUUUACAUCCGAGCCGGCACAGGAUUCGUUUGUGGACGAUCCGGUUCUGUCUCAAACUAUGCAAAACCAGUUUGCAGGCUUCAGCUACAGCAGGCCUGUGGAGGGACUGAAUGACGCAGGUGGCAGCAUCAAGGACCCUUCAUUCGUGGCUGGCACCAGAUGA
Clonostachys byssicola is the source of this 813-nucleotide messenger RNA. The record is from the annotation of a GenBank genome assembly. Lineage: Eukaryota; Fungi; Ascomycota; Sordariomycetes; Hypocreales; Bionectriaceae.